AUGUCUGGCUACGAAGUCGAACACAACAUCUCCGCCGCGGACGACAAGCAGCAACAACCUCCCCGUCGACCAGACCUCUCUACCUUCUUUUCGCAGCUCGAGCUCGUGGACACAUCAGACCCGCAGGCGCACACAAAUGCUCAUGCACUCCCUCAACCCGAACAUAUGGCAGCGGCAUUUCGCUUGCUGGCCAAUGCCUUCGAGAUGAUGCGCGGACGGCCUGCGGACGAGAGCAGUGGAGAAAACGAUUUGCUUGCAGACAUGAUCGAAGUACUACGGCAGAAUGCAGACGACCCGCCAAGCGAGCUGAAAGGCGUACCGGAUACCUUCUUGGACGAACUGGAGAGGGUGCCGAAGAAGGCCUUGAAGGCUGCAGAUACAUGCCCAAUCUGUGUGAAUCCUUUCCUCGAGGACAAGUAUCCGCUCGUAGUUCAACUACCCUGUCACAAGGAGCAUCGCUUCGAUUUGGACUGCAUACGACCCUGGCUUAAACUGAACUCAACAUGCCCUCUCGAUCGCAAGGAGCUUCUGGCGAAGAAGCAGCCACCGCCUAUAGAAGACGACGACGAUGGGGAGUACGACGAAAUGUACGCUUGA
This is a messenger RNA of Cucurbitaria berberidis CBS 394.84, 597 nucleotides long. RefSeq lists its product as uncharacterized. Gene Ontology annotation, biological process: protein ubiquitination. Bases 1 to 597 code for a protein of 198 amino acids. Gene Ontology annotation, molecular function: ubiquitin protein ligase activity. The transcript is spliced from 3 exons. NCBI's taxonomy places the organism in Eukaryota, Fungi, Ascomycota, Dothideomycetes, Pleosporales, Cucurbitariaceae. Gene Ontology annotation, cellular component: cytoplasm. The record is from RefSeq and is a predicted model, not a curated record.